Molecule: messenger RNA, 923 nt
Organism: Postia placenta MAD-698-R-SB12
Lineage: Eukaryota; Fungi; Basidiomycota; Agaricomycetes; Polyporales; Adustoporiaceae
Exons: 5
Coding region: 1-825 (274 amino acids)
Source: RefSeq, a predicted model, not a curated record
AUGUCCUUGCGGGCGGAUAUCUUGCAAAAUGAGGGUUCAAGAGAAUCCCAUGGAGCAGGAAGUCAUGUAGCUCUUGGAAUGUUACAUCUGGUGACAGUCGCGGCGAUCGAGCAUUUCCCGCCAGCGUUGCUCAAAUGCUCGCUCACUUGCGCAACGUCCAUCUUCGUCGUGUCUCCUCUCCAUGGCCUGCAAAACUUCAUAAUAAACGUUGUCUUUCUUCUACGGCUCAUAGCGCGAAUCGACGCGAUUCUACGAUUGAAGGGCCUAGAGGAACAUUGGCGAAAGAACAAAUCUUUGCAAACUGGUUUCCUUAUGGGUAUGGAAGAAUACCUUGGCGUAGUGGAGCGCCGAAAGUGGAACAACUCGAGUAUGACUUCCUCGGCGCAAGCCCAUAUGGAACUGGGCGAAGACGCUUGGCAGGCCGAUGCGCAAGUUCAGAUGGACGUGGAGAGUAAGAACCGUGCUCGUGAACGCUAUCAGCGUUUAUUCUGGGAGCCUGUUGUUGAGGGCCAGGAUCCCAUUAUGGGCUCCAAUCUGGAGCGUGCGCGUAUUGAAGCGCGCGAGAAGGUCCGAGCUGAGGAAGAGUAUAAGGCUGCACAUGCAGGUAUACCACCUAAGAAGCAUGACGAGCACGGGCUCCAUAUCCCUGGUCGUCCGUCCUGGAAGUUCGUCGACGUUGGUGGUAAAUUUGUGGACGUCAAUGACCGAGUGCGGAGGCUCAAGGAAAGCGAGCGGAGGUCUAAACUCAAAGUGCGACGGCGACAGCGUAAAGAGGCAGUUGCGCCUGGCGACCAGCAGGUGCAGUCGCUCGCUGCUACUGCGUAGUUCCAUACGUUACAUUCAUAGUCCUUUCGUGUCCUCGUGCUCUGGAUGUCAACCCGUCAUCAUUCUACGCUAAUAAUGGACUUGUCAUUGCACGCCGU